Messenger RNA from Trichobilharzia regenti, 7855 nucleotides. Lineage: Eukaryota; Metazoa; Platyhelminthes; Trematoda; Strigeidida; Schistosomatidae. The record is from the annotation of a GenBank genome assembly.
GAAUUUUUUGAGAAGGGCACAGUUAAAUUAUAGUUCUGUUAGUAAAUAUUUAAUGAUUGAAUAUUUCUCCAUCUCAUUUUUUUUUAUACUCCGUCAUGUUUUUUUUCAUGUAUUAGCAUACAGGAUUAUAGUUACUUUUAUGUCGAGUUAAACAGUAGCAAGAUGAAACCAAUGAAUAAUAACCAACUAAAGGACUCUUUGACACAACCUAUCCAUACAUUAAUUGACGAAAGUACACUUACCUUGUAUAUAAUUCCUUGCCGAAAAUUCUUUUGAUACUAAGUAAAUUGCUAUUAACUAAGAAUUGUGUGAAUAGGUGCUUCAGUAAUUAUUGUAAAUAGCCAAAUAUUCAUGCCUGUUUUCUAGUUGAGAAACUUAGAGAAUUCAAAUCGGAAAGUUAAAAACUUAUCUUCAUUUCUGCAUUUAAGGGUCUUAUCGGUCAUCAUCUCUACAGUUUGACCAAUGUGUAAAUUUCUUUUUCUUAUUCAUUUACUUUCCCAGUGUAACAAGCUAGAGUCUUGAAGUUUCUGCAGCAGUGGUGAUUAUUUUUACAGGAUCGGGUUGCUAGCCUCAUGUCCAGCCCAACCUUCCCUCUUUAUCAGUCUCGUUCACUGGAUGUACCUGCAUUCCCAUAGAGAGAUGGUGUUCCCACUGAACCAUACACUCAUCACCUUAGAUGCUGAACAAUUACCCAUAUGUGCCACCUCUUGUGCUUCGAGUCAAACAAUAAUCAAUCAAUUGGAAUAAUAACUUAUACCAGUUGCACAAGAAUUGGCUGUCGUGGUAUAAAGGAUAGUGCUUUGACGUUUAGAAUUAUAGAUGCAAGACUGGAGUCCCAGUGUUAACACAAUCACUCACUGCGUAUACAAGUACUCCCAAGUGGAAUGAAAUGCCCAUCCUGGAUACCAUUGCUAAUCACCAACAACGAAAUAAGUGCACGUUUAUCUUUAGACAUCCUCAAAGCUUCUAUACUAUAAGUCGAUAUGUCAACAAAGACCUAGAAUUUCAGCCCAACAUAACUAAUCAACGGGAAAUACUAGAUUAACCUGGAAUCAAAUAACUUGUAUGAUAGUUAGAAUGUAGGAGCAGCAACCACCUUGGAACUUUUAGAUGAGCGCUUUCAUUGGAAGUUCUGUUUUUUCGUAAUGUAAUGAAAUUAGUUGAGAAAUCACUGGUGAAUCGUUUAGGAGAAUAAUUUUUGUUAUUACUCCUAUUGUUUUCUUCGUAUAGCAUAUAACACAUAUUUUUUCAGGUAUUUCAAUAAAAUAGUCUGAUAUAAAGUGUUAAUAAAACAAACUAAUAUGUGCUGUAAGUAUAAGGUCACUGUAACUACUUGUGCACAGUCGGUUAGCAUGAAAUGAAACCGUUUUGAAUACUUAGUUCACAAUUUAGUUGACUUUGUCAGGUUUAGCUGUUUAAUAGUAAAAGCAGGAGAGAAUAUCUCUUCUUAAUCAUAGUAAUACUAACGUUGAAAAUAUAUUUCUAUUCGAACUCCUUUGUCUAUCUUUUUUCUAUUAGAAGUAGACCGAUUAUCCUCGUCGUUUCUCUUGUUCUAACUUCUUUAUUCUUGCUUCUUUUAUUUUAUUUUUUGAGAUUGUUGAAUUAUUUAAUCUCAUUUGAGUAGCUUAUUUUUUGUUAAUAAACUCUUCGUUUACUUCCUGAAUCGACAGAAAAUAAGUAAAAAGUUCUCACAAGUCUUAGUACCAAGAUGCGAGAUCAUAUUUUGAUUCGCGUUUCUAAAAUAUCUGAGGAAAACUACCUGAUUAGAUCUAACCGAUGUUUCAGCAGUCAUUCAAAAUGGUCAGAAUUAGUAUACAGAUCUUUCACACAUCAUUGCUCUUAAUACCAUGAAAGUAUGAAGUUAUAUUCCAAGUUGAAUAAAGUAUUUUUGAUUACUUGAAAAACAGGUUGCUUUAUCCCUAAAACCAUAAAAAUGAAAACCCGAAUUAUUGUUAACAUAACGGGAGGUUUUCAUCGCCUGUCAAAUAUUGAAAUUCAUAUCUACAAUAACACAAAUUCACAUAAGUGGGAAAUUUAGGAUUGAUAGAUUCUAAUUCAUAGGUUGAAUGAUGAGGUGCUCAUUAUCGUGUGUAUAUAUUGACUGCUUGACUAGGUUGAAAUGGAUUUCUAUUACUCCAUUGGAUACUGGUGGUUCUUUAUUUGAUGUUAAUUCCUAACGAAAUCUAUUUUUUCAAUGAAACAUUCUUUGACAAUAAUUUGUAAUUACCUCGUUGCGAUACGUGCAUAAUUCAUCAAUGGUUUCGUAAAAGUGGUCAUUUGAUGUUUUGAGGAAUAAGUCAUAUCUAAGUCUAGUUGUAUGGUUUGGACCAUUACUCUGUGGGUAUUAUACUACACAUCCUCCAGUGUACUUAACUGGUUGGCUGAUAUUUAAAUGAUACGUUAUUGUGUACUAUGGGGUUGAAGUAAAAGAGCGGAAUGAAAUAACACUACUACCUGAUGCUUUAAUUAUUGUGCUGAUGUCAUCACAGCUGAGUUAAUGACUUUAGUAUUUCAAUCAAUAACUUUCAUUCUACAUUUUAGAUUUACCUAAGGAUUCAGUGUUGCAACACUUUUGUAUUACUAACUGCUAUGCUUGCUUUCAGGAGGUGAUGAAUGAUCCUUGGAUAAAUCAAGGCUAUGAACACAGUGUAUUGAAACCUCAUACUGAAGAACCUGCCGAUUAUUGUGAUCCAGAACGUAUUGAUAUCAUGAUGCGUAUGGGUUUCAAACGUGAGGAUAUCCACGAUUCUUUAACGCAACAACGAUUCAAUAACAUCACUGCUACAUAUUUAUUAUUAGCUCGUUAUGACCCACGUGUACAUGGUCGACUACGUGGUCUACCUAGCACAUCUACUACCAGUUUGAAAUCAGACAACCCAUCAGCACGUUCACGUCAGACACCUGAAACACAAUCGAAUACACCUAACACAUCAAGGACGCACUUUCGAAAUUCACCAGUCACUCAGCAUAAUUCACCAUCACAUAACAGUUUAGGUAUAACAUCCACGAAUACCACUAACUCUACAGCUGCUGCUACAGUCACCCAGCAUUCAUUGACGAAAGGAAUUACUAACCGUAUUACUGAGUCAACUUGUUUAAAUAUUCGGAAUGCAUCCACAGCCAGUCGAUCUAGUAAAGAUACAGUCACUACAACAACCACAGGAAAUCUAUUCGGAGACUCUUACAUAACAACAAAUGUUAAUAUGUCGAGCUCUAAUAAUGCGAACACUAGAAGUGGAACUCAUGGUAUUUCUAGCUCAGUACGCAGAUCUGCUACUGUAUCCGGUCCAGCGGAUGCCAGCCAGGCAGUAACCUCUUUAUCAGGGGUAUUGUUAAAGUCAUCUGUACUUCCUGCAUUAACUACUCAUUCCCCUUCAGUAUCACGAAAUGUGUCACCUCCCCCACCAUCCCAAGCACCUCCAUCUGAUGUUUCCCAUCAAAUUCCUGCAAGUCAGCCUUCAGUUAUUACUCUUCACCCGGCUUCUGUUACCGCUCAUUUAACACUUGCUAAUAUGUCUAACGGGCCGUCUUGUUCACUUCCAUCGAAUUCUAAUUCAGUACCACCACUUGUGACCUCUUUCUCUCGUCAUAAUUCUCGUCCACGAGCUGCUACUCGUUCUUUUUCAAUUCAACCACAAGCCGUUGCUCCUUUAGCACUAGAUGAAGAAGAUGCUUCAAAUCCUGCAAAGUCUCGAAGAAAUCGUAAUCAAAAAUCUCCAUCAGUUGAAAAUAAAAUAAACAGUUGCAAUGGUUUAAUAAAAGAAUUAUCAAUUUCUUCUACUAGUUCCGAAGAUGCGAUCUCCGAUGAGAAAGAUUUAUACGACAAAGAUUCUGACUCUGAAUCACCAGCCUCUGUAAAGAUGUCUCGUUCUUCGCGUAAGUCUCAGAAAGAUAGACAUCUAAGUCGUACAAAUAAGAAUAAAACUCCCACAACAGUUGUAUCAGGGACAGGGGGUGGAAUGACAAUGCCUACAAGCGUUACACUAGCUGCUGCUCCUAAUACAAACUUCAAUAAUAAAAACUACUCAUUUUCUCCAAAAGAAAAACAGUUACCCGAGGAUAAUAUAUCUGAAGAUACCUCUUCAUCUAUCAAUCACAAUCACCGUCGGGAAACAUCUCAGUUCAAUCGAGCUACUCCUGUUCGACGCAAAUCAAUCAGUACGACAAGGUCUAAUUGCUUCACAAACACCACACUAACGAUCAACUCGAAUUCAACAUCUCUUAACGAAUAUCCAUCGACAACAGUCAAUAAUACUAAUAAUAAUGAUAGGGAAACUACGCCGGGUUCAACUGUUUCCUAUAAAAAUGCCAUUAAUCCAUCAAUAGCCAAUCGUGUUAAUCUGUACAAUGAGUUGAAUAAAAAUAAUACAUCGUCAUCUUCAUCAGAAUUAGAAUCAAAGAACAAGAUGAAAGAACAAAGUCAGCCAAGUGUGUAUCCUAAACCAAGAACAAUGUUUAGAUACCCUCCUAAUGCCGCUGAUAUAUUAAAUGAGUCGAAUCCUUUCCGAAUGGUGAAUGACAUAUCACUAAUUGAUUCUUUGAACUCACCGCCAGCUGUCCCACCUCAUGGUGGUACCCGUUUACCUACACAACUGAAUUCUACAUCAGCUAAUCGAACAAUUCUAUAUAAUAAUAAUAAUGGUUCACCCACCUAUAAUACAAAUCAAACAAAUCAGAUUUUAGCGACAAUUACUAAUACUAAUACGACUAAUAGUAAUACUUCUACUAUGAACUCUUUUGGUGCUACAAUAAAACGUCCUACAGCGCCUGUUCCACAAAAUUCACUAACGCCCAUUUCAUCUGCUCCAAUUAACACAGUGACGCGUACAUCUUACGCUUAUCAUUCAUUAAGAUUACCCUCUAAUACAACAUCUAAUACCUGUACCAACGAAAUUCUUUCCCAUCAACUUGGCCGGACAAAUAAUCAACUAGUUCGUCCAUCAGUAACUUCUCUUUGGUCUAAUGGUAUAACUGAGACUGGUACGGAUCAAUCACCUUCAAGUUCCCCUUAUGCAGCUGACUUAACAGAAAAUACUUCAAGUCUUCCGUUCAAUCGUAAUCUACCAGAGCGUUCAACAAUCCAGCACGUACCAACUGGGAGAGCUAGAGAACGUUUAGAAGGGACAUCAGGAGCUCCGCGACUCGUUCGUCACCCUGGAACACAAAGUAUCGCCCAUCCAACUACUGAAUCUCAUCUUCGUUCAUCACCAGCUGGUAAUUCAAAUUUUUCUACACCAAGACCUAACAGUCCUGAUCUAUCAAUAUCUUCUGGAACGUCGUCUGUGUCUACAUUAAGUCAUCAUGGUGAUCGGACUGAUUAUGAUGAGGAAUCCCCAACACCAGAAAAUGAAAGACAUCCUGACAUUGAUAAUAGAAGUCAUACUAUCGGAUCUACUUUUCAGCCAUUUACUCGAAAUUUUUCUGUUCGUCCUUCAGGUCAUCGACUUGAAAAUGAUGCAGUUCAUAACCAUUCUAAUAAUAAUAAUAAUAAUGGGGGUAUCAACAAUUUUUUUCGUACCUUAACAACUCGAAUAUCUAGCAGCAAACUGUUUCGAAGAUCUGCAGUUCUUCAACCCGGUUUAUUGUUUAAUUCCCCUGAUAACAAGAUUGUCAAUAUGAAUGAUCCUAAGGAUCCAGAUAUGAGGGUGGCACCUACAAUGGAGCUUGACAAACUGGCAGUCACAUGUGGUAGCCCUGCACCGGAAACGUGUCACAAGAACAGUUCUAUAAGACUUCCACGUAGUCGCAGUGGAGUAACUCCACACCGCGCUACUCCGCAAGGAUCUCGAAGACUAGCUGAUUUUAGUACAGUUACUGUUGAUGAACGCUCAUGCAAAAAGAAUAGUGAUACAGAAACUCUCAGUCGUAGGAGAAGCAAAAACGAAGUUAACGCAGAUAAUACUGGGUCAAUGUGUCGGAGACGUAGUCCGAUUUCCCGGGAUUCACGUUCACAGUCCACCCACCGUUCAUCUUCACGACAUGAUGAUGGUAGUAAUUCUAGACAUACACCUCCUCCCGUUCCCUUGCGAAAUGCAACUGGAAUGUCUAGUUCAAGUCAGAAUAAAUCUCCUUCAUCCGGAAAUGACAACUCAGUUUCUAACAACGUUGUAACUGACAUCACUCUUGGACGAACGCGUAGUUUAAGGUUUAUGUUUCGUAAAGAAACUGCCAGUCGACGUCAGAUAGAGGAAAUGAUGUUAGACAUGAAACAGAUUCUAAUCAACAAUAACAUUGACUUUGAACAAGUCGGUGACUUGAAAUUACAGUGUGUUUAUGGAGACCCUUCACGAGGAUGUCAGAUACCCAAUUUAACAAAUCAUAAUCAAAGUUCAAAAAGUACUAACAGAUCAUCACGUCUAACUGAUCGUGUUGAAAACGGCGUUGUACAUUGGGAAAUGGAAAUUUGCAAGCUUAAUCGAUCUGGGGCGAAUGGAGUACGCUUCAAAAGAAUCAGUGGAUCAACAUCUGAUUUCAAGCGUAUUGCUAAUAAACUUGCCUCGGAUAUGGAAAUCUGAAUUAUACACAAAUCUGCAUAUACAUUAUAAAUAGUUAUACAGAAACUAUUGCAUUUCUCUUUAUUUAGCUGAAAUAGAGCUACUAAUCAGCUCAUACGCUGUGUAUGCUUAAUUCUUUUUUUUGUUUGUAUGUAUAUUUCAUACUUUGAUUUUUAUGCAACAGUGAUCAGCUGUCAACAUAGUUUAUUUGGCGUGCAAAAUCAGCCAUAAGUCAACUCAUACACACACCCUACAUCUCUCUUGCCAUCGCUCCUUAUAGAUCAGCAGCUGCUUAUUAUUACUAUUAUGAGUAUUAUUUAUACUUCUUCCCCAAUCACCUUCAAGAAACAAAAUAUGCUAAAGAUUAUGAUACAUGGUAAUAAACUGUGUAGUGCAUUGAUGGAAAAUGAAGCUGAAUAAUUAUUUUCAAUCUCGUUUUACUUGUACCACUGGUUCUGAAAAUAAUAUCAAGACAUUAUUUGUUUUUUUUUAUUGUUUAUCAUAUCAACGGAUAAAAUGGGGGAAUAUGGUCAGAUAAAUGUGUAUAUUUGUGUUUUACAGGUGACUAAUACAUUUUUUUCAAUCCUCUUUUAUCAAAUCUACUCACUGUUUUACAUGCUGGCAACAGUAACAGUUAUCAGCUCUAGUAACACAAAGAGGAGAAUAUUAUUGAUGUUACUGAUACUUAACAAAUGAUAUUUGUCCGUUUGUUUGUUGAUUUUUUUGGAAAUAUUCUUAGUUAAUUUGUUUAACUAUCCUGUCUCUGAAUACCAUUUUAUUAUGCUUUUAUUUUCCCCUUAAAGCAAUGCCUUCAUCAAUGGUUAUUUUGUUUGUUUGUUGGCCUCUUUGUAUGUUGAAAAUUAUUUAUCUACUAAUCAUAGAGAGAUAUGAUGUGUGUGGGUGGUUUACUGAAAAUAGAAGAAAUCGAAUUAAAUUUCUUCCCAAAUGACAAAGGCAGACACACAUUCAUUUGCAUACAUAUAAUUACACAAAUAAUGAACGCUAUUCCAGAUAAUAAAUUAGCUCAUAAUUUUAAACAAACUGAUCUUGAUUUUUUUUAACGAAAAAGAAUAAAAUGUAUUCAUUGAUUAAAUUAUUAGGAGAAAAUGCUCCAUACUUCUUUUAUGUGCUUUUGUUCAUUAUUAUGACAAUGCUUAGUGAAAUGGAUAUUUAGAGCGAGGCAGUUAUCUUUCAUUUCGGCAAUCGAGAGGAAUAUUUAUGCACAAUAACGGGAGGGAGAAUUUUCAAAUUGAUCGUAGCGUUCAUGGGAAGUAGGUUUAUAGCUUAUUGUAGCGGCAUAGUCUGUUGCUAUGCUAACGUAAUGACAUAAGUAAUAUGCUCUUUAGACAAUUGACUUCAGA